Messenger RNA from Mercurialis annua (annual mercury), 1817 nucleotides. Its product is annotated as arginine biosynthesis bifunctional protein ArgJ, chloroplastic. NCBI's taxonomy places the organism in Eukaryota, Viridiplantae, Streptophyta, Magnoliopsida, Malpighiales, Euphorbiaceae. The transcript is spliced from 17 exons. Gene Ontology annotation, biological process: L-arginine biosynthetic process; L-ornithine biosynthetic process. Gene Ontology annotation, molecular function: L-glutamate N-acetyltransferase activity, acting on acetyl-L-ornithine as donor; L-glutamate N-acetyltransferase activity, acting on acetyl-CoA as donor. The coding region runs from base 311 to 1609 and encodes 432 amino acids. The record is from RefSeq and is a predicted model, not a curated record.
AUACAGACUGCUACAUGGAUAAUAACACACACACAAAAAUUAAAUUUUAAAAAACACUAAAACAUUCAAAACCCUAACUAAAAAACAACACAAUUUAAUAACAAAGCCUACACUUUUCAACAACAACUCAUCACUCAUUACUUCAUUAUUUGUAAUUCCAAAUUCAUAACACUUUUGAACAACAUGUAUGCCUGUGCUCCUCAAUUUGCUUCCAUCAAGUUCCCAGACCUACACAUUUCUAAGAAUUUGAGGUCUUUAGGCAUGAAAAAAAGGGAUUUUACAGUGUUUGCAGUUGCUGCUUCAACUGUUAAUGAGGCUUCUAACUACAUUCCAGCUGCCCCCAUUUUUCUCCCAGAAGGGCCUUGGAAGCAGGUCUGUCCUACAGAUUCCUGGAGGAGUUACUGCUGCUAAAGGAUUCAAAGCAGCUGGAAUCUAUGGCGGAUUGCGUGCUAAAGGAGAGAAACCCGAUCUUGCGCUCGUCACUUGUGAUGUUGAUGCUGCAGCUGCAGGGUCAUUUACAACAAAUGUGGUUGCUGCUGCACCUGUCCUGUACUGUAAAGAAGCGUUGGAUAUAUCUAACACGGCACGUGCAGUGUUAAUAAAUGCCGGUCAAGCAAAUGCAGCAACGGGUGAUGCAGGUUAUCAGGAUUUGCUAGAAUGCGCCGACUCUCUUGCUACGAUACUUAGAUUGAAGAGAGAAGAAGUGCUGAUUGAAUCUACAGGUGUAAUUGGUCAAAGAAUAAAAAAGGAUGCUCUUCUACAUUCGAUUCCAACAUUGGUUAACUCUCUCACAUCAUCUGUGGAAGGGGCAGGUUCUGCAGCAGUGGCAAUCACAACUACAGACCUUGUGAGCAAGAGUGUGGCAAUCGAGUCCCAAAUUGGAGGGAUGAACAUAAGAGUUGGGGGAAUGGCCAAAGGCUCUGGGAUGAUUCACCCUAAUAUGGCAACUAUGCUUGGCGUUAUAACAACAGAUGCCCUUGUCCAAUGUGAUGUUUGGAGAAAGAUGGUGCAAAUCUCUGUAAACCGGAGUUUCAACCAAAUAACUGUAGAUGGAGACACUAGUACCAACGAUACAGUCAUUGCUUUGGCUAGUGGGUUAUCUGGAUCACAGCCUCUAUCAUCUAUUGACUGCAAGGAGGCAAUUCAACUUCAAGCAUGCCUUGAUGCUGUAAUGCAAGGUCUUGCAAAAUCGAUAGCUUGGGAUGGAGAGGGAGCCACCUGCCUAAUUGAGGUCAUGGUGGCAGGGGCAGAGAGCGAGGAGAAAGCUGCAAAGAUCGCACGCUCUGUGGCAUCUUCUUCACUUGUGAAGGCUGCUGUUUAUGGAAGAGAUCCAAAUUGGGGACGUAUUGCUGCUGCUGCUGGCUAUGCCGGGAUUCCUUUCCAGCAGAAUAAGCUGCGCAUUUCACUUGGGGAUAUUUUGCUCAUGGAUAAUGGUCAACCACUUGCAUUUGAUAGGCCUGCUGCAAGUAACUAUCUCAAGAAGGCUGGAGAGACUCAUGGUACUGUUGCAAUUUUCAUUUCUAUAGGUGAAGAAUCAGGCAGCGGAAAGGCAUGGGGAUGCGACUUAAGUUACGAUUAUGUCAAAAUAAAUGCAGAGUAUACAACAUAACAAAUUCACCUUGUUUUCCAACCAAACAUUUAGAGAAUCGACUUCAUCCUGAACCAGGGGACAUUGCUCAACAUUAAUAACACCUUCAAGUCAUGUAUCAUGUUUUUACUUUUGUCCAUUUUAGCUUUUACCGGGUGGCUCUUACAUCAUGUUUGAUUGGACAAAACUUUUGGCUGGUUGAGUCUCUAAGAGAGGAAAUUUAUUGGUA